Messenger RNA from Auxenochlorella protothecoides, 1092 nucleotides. RefSeq lists its product as hypothetical. Lineage: Eukaryota; Viridiplantae; Chlorophyta; Trebouxiophyceae; Chlorellales; Chlorellaceae. Gene Ontology annotation, molecular function: protein binding. The record is from RefSeq and is a predicted model, not a curated record. The transcript is spliced from 2 exons. Bases 1 to 1092 code for a protein of 363 amino acids.
AUGACCCUGAUCCAGGACCAGCUGCUCGGUGCGGAGCUGCGCGCGGCCUCCGCCACCCUCGCCGGGGGCCUGUCCCAGCCCGCGGACGGAGCCAGCACCGAGGAGUCCCCCUUCGUCCAGGCCUACACCCGGGCCCUGGCCCUGCAGGAGCAGGCCGCAGGCCAGGCCCCGGAUCUCCAGAGGGAAAGCCUGCUGGCCGCCUGCACCGCCUACCAGGAGGCCAGCCGGCUGGCGGGGCACACCCACGUGGCCGCGCUGUACAACCAUGGCGUCGCGCUCUCCGAUCUGUACCGCCUGGGCGACAACGACGACGGCGACGAUGGGCGGGCCACGCUGCGGGCCGCCCUGGACCGGUAUGGCGCGGCGCUGGCCCUGGACCCCGCUAAUCCGCAGGCCCUGAACAACAGCGGCCUGGCGCUGCAGGAGCUGGCGUCGGGCCUGCCGCCCGCCGAGGCGGGGCCCCUGCUGCGCCAGGCGCCGGCCCUGCUCCCCACCGCCCCAGGAGACCCCGCCGCCGACGAGGACUCCGCCACCCUGGACGUUCUGCCAGAGCCGGCGCGGCGCGUGCGCCGUGUGCGCCGCGCCUUUGCCGACGCGGCGCAGUACAUCGCGCUGGCCUGUGCGCUGCGCCCCGUCACCGACGCCAGCGCCGUCUACGCGCGCAGCCUGGACACCGUGGCGCCGCUGCUGCCGCUGCCCGCGCUGCGGCGCUCCGGCGCGCGCUGGGCGGCAGGGCCGCCCGGCGGCCGGACCCCGGGGUGGGCGCGGGGGACGCUGGAGCUGGACGCGGCGGGCGUGCGCAGCCUGGGGCCGGGCGCCGCGCUACGCCUGGGCGCAGCCGAGCUGCGCGGCGCGUGCCGUGCACGGGACCCCUCCCUCCCCGCCGAGGGCCACGCGCUCUGGCUGGCGCUGACGGGGCGACCGCGCGGCGCUUUCCUCGUGCUGGACGGCGAGGAGGAGGCCGAGUGCUGGGUGGACGCGCUGGCCACCCUUGCCCACCUGAACGCGCACCAGGGCCUGGACCGCCUGGCACGCAUCCUGCGCGCCCGCCCGCCCUCGGCGCUCGGCAACGGACCCUCCUCCGAGGUGUGA